Messenger RNA from Athalia rosae (coleseed sawfly), 3997 nucleotides. RefSeq lists its product as uncharacterized. The record is from RefSeq and is a predicted model, not a curated record. The transcript is spliced from 5 exons. Gene Ontology annotation, molecular function: DNA binding; protein binding. The coding region runs from base 1323 to 3257 and encodes 644 amino acids. Lineage: Eukaryota; Metazoa; Arthropoda; Insecta; Hymenoptera; Athaliidae.
CGCACCCGGCCCGCGCUCUUGAGUAUUAUUAAAAUUACGCUGUUAAUCAUUCACGGGCUACUGUAAGUAGCCUUGCAAAUAAUUCUGUGGAAGAUAACGAACGUAUUCACGUGUUUAAACACAAGUGCGGCGAAAUUCUUUGUCACACGAUCGAAUAUUUUUGGAGAAUACGGCGAGGCGGCGCGGCGCGCCUCCUGUAGAAAAGAGCGCGUCGAGACGCGUUUUGUGCUGCUACUGCUUAUCGACAUUUGAGAAGCGAAUUUUAUACAUACCCAACAACGGAACAUCAAUUAACACAAUAGAAGCCGGUUAAUAUGAAUCCCAACAGUGUCGAGGUGGUUUGUUAAUGCUAAAGCUGUACUUGUUUUAAAACGAAAGAUCGUAUGCCGUUUAUUAGAUCCAAUAUAAAUGACCGCAGUGCAUAUAGGAAUUGUAUAAUCCUAUUCCGAGUGUCGACAAGCGCAAUUUUGCGCGUCGCGUAGUUCCCUUGUCGUCGUCGCUCUCUUUUAUACGCAUGUGAGAUUACCUGCCGCUUUUCGGUUCCUGUAUCUUACUUGCAGUUCGAUACUAACAAAUCAUUCACUUGACCGAUACAAAGUCAAUUAAACAAUAUUAGUUCACCCUAUUCGACACGAAUCUGUCUGCUGCACUGUUACACCUUUUUCCUGUUAUUAUCUUUUCAUCAACUUAACGCACUCACCUAAUACGCUGCAGAUUCUCAAUUAUAAUAAAUGAGAUUUUAAUUGUUGUAACUAACUGCACAAAGCGCUCUUCGAACGAUUAUGUCCUACGUCGAUAUCAGAUUUCUACAAACUCCAAAUAAGUUAAUCAAUCAGUGAUCUGCGUGAUUUAUCAUCUCGUUUACUGCACCUGUCAAAUUUUGGAUUCUUCAAGGAUAUAUUCCCCCAGUCGGUGCUCUCGAAUUUCUUCGCAUCGCACAGCUUAUAUGUAUGAAAAUUAUACAUGCCUACAAUAAAGAAACGUAGAAGCACUUGCGUAAGUAUGAGUUGAAAACUCAGGUAUACACCGCAUAUGCAUGUGAGCACCUGCAGCGCUCUCAUCAAUUGAAUGAAGAUAUAUGGAAUUGAAUAUAAGUCUGAAUUCGUUGAUUGAAACAAUUAAAUUCAUCAUAUUGAAGCGUAAUAUGAUACUGUGGUCAACAAUCUGACAUCACAGGUAAUACAUUGUAUACACUGUAUACUGAGAAACUACAAAGUAGCUAAGAAGCAGAGUAAGAAAAAGGAAAAGAUAAUAAUCGUUUGCCCGCAGAUCGUGGGUCCAUCGAUUUUCCGUUAGAUUAUACUCUAUGAGUUUAAAUAAAGAUGCAGCAUCGCGCAGAUACGAAAAUAAUGCACGAAGAACAAAUAUUAGAAGCAAUAGACCUACUUAGGCGGCGAAAAGCUCGCCCAGAUGCAGAUAGAAUCUGUAAUUAUUUAUUACGCAAAUGUUCAGUGGAUGCGCGUGAUACUAUAGCGGAUCUCCACCGUCUGAUUGAAGCUGAGAAAGUAAUACAAGUAGACUAUAAAGGAAACACGAGUUACCGUAAUGCCUCAAAAUGGUCGAGGCUGCAACUUUACAAGAAUAAACCUGAGGGUUUUGUGAAAGAAAAAUUGAAUUCGUCGAUGGUUGCGGGUGCGGUGGCAGAGUUAGUUAUUGCAGAACCGGAUUAUCUUGAUCAGGGUGUACCGGUGGACAGAUUAAUCGAACAGUUAUUGAAUGGAAUCGCUAAUCCUACUACCAGACGAGUCGUUGAUGAUUUUCUAAGCAAAGAAGUGGCAAGCGGUAAUUUGACGAGAUUAAAUAACGGCAAUUAUUCGUUGGUAGCGAACUCAGAUAUGACGCACGAAACCGUGCAAGAAACUUACAGAGAAAAUGGUGGUAAAAAAAUAUCGCAGAAUCAUCUAACGAUGCAGGUGAAUUCUUAUGAUUUUUCCGAAUGUGAGGAGGCUGUCACGGAUUCCAGGUCAAAUACCCCGAGGUUGUCAGGGCAGACGAGUCUCGGACAAGAUCAAGAAUCUCAACAGGCACUGUGCUAUGCAAUCGUUGUCGGAGGUAAACAACCUUCGACGAAUAAUCAUAAGGAAGAUUAUGGAUCUAAAUCACGUUCCCGAUUUUCCGACAUCAAAGAACACUCCUCCUCUAACGGAGGUAACAAUCAAUCUAACCUUAAAAGAAGCUCAAAAUCGGAACGAAAACAACGGCUAGAAGUCAGGAGUGAGGAACCUCUUGAAAUUGAAAUUAAAUACGAAGAUUAUCGCAGGCAAUCUAGGGAAGAAAAAGAACGCAGGGAGGAAAGUGAACAACUGAGUGAAGAUCGUGACGAUGAUGACGCAGGCAGAAGUUCUACCAAUCCUUCCCCAACUUCGUCUUCGACUAAUCAGGGGGGAUUCCGAAGUGCUCGACGAAAGCGAGCUAAGAAGGUGUUUGAUCCAUCUGACAACAAUCUUGUCCGACGGAAACGAGGGCGUCAAGCUGCUACCCAGAAUAAACCAGCUCCAGUAAUCUCACAGGAUUCUCAAGAGCCGGUUAAACCCAGUACAAAGGACGGGCCUAUUUGGUAUUGCAGUCUCUGUGCUAGGCAUAAACAAGAACGACUUGUAGCGUGCCGAGAUUGUACUGUGAGAGCACAUCCCAGCUGCAUUUACUCCCCAGAGGAAUUGAUACACAAAUUAGAUAGCAGUUGGCAAUGUGGACGAUGCAAAAGUUGCACAGUAUGCUCUGAAACAUCAGAUGCUGGCCCAUUGGUGACUUGCUAUACCUGCGACGAAGCCUACCAUUCUUUUUGUCAUACACCUCGUAUACCAGUUUCAAAGUCGACUACCAAGUGGCACUGUGACAACUGUACGCAAAGAAAUUGCAAGCCAAACAUUGCUCAGAGUUUCAGUUCUAUCAUGAGUCGUCCCAUUACACCUCCACACCCUUCUAUACUGCCGCCCGUGUUGAGCCCACAAGUUUCUCCUGCUAGAGGAUCUAUGGAUCACAUAGAAGACGACGGACCAAGGGAUGGAAUUGACCCGAAUAUUCCCGAUGCUACCGACUGGACGUCUGAACAAGUUUAUCAGUACUUUGCCAGGCUUUUCCCCAAGGAAGCUGAAGUUUUCCGGCAACACGAUAUAGACGGCCAUUCGCUUUUGCUGAUGAAACGGUCGGACGUCUUGAGUAACAUGGACCUACUUCUAGGGCCUGCGUUGAAAAUUUAUCGACAUGUGUUGAAGCUGCAGGUGCGGCGAGAUGAUCCACGUCUAUACUGGCUGUAGUGAAUCCUCGGAUAUGCCAUAUUUUUAUUUUGUGUCCAUUAUUACUGCCUUACAACGAUCGAGCAUAGCUUUUAUAAUUGGUAUGUUAAACUGCAAGAUCGUGUGACUAAUUCCAGAUCAUUUAGUGGAUUACUAGAAUUCACAAUUACAUUUUUUCAGUUUUCUUCUAGUUUUUGUUUUCGUUGAUCUUUAUCUGUUAGAUUGACUAUGAUACUGAUCACAUGAUUAAACUAAUGGCAAUCUUCGUAUAGAAACGAACGAACUUAAUGAUAAUUUUAUCGGAUCGUUUUAUGUACUGAUUCAACAAACUAUACACUCCUCGAUUUUGUACGUAACAGACUAUUAUGCGUCCCCAUCACAUUCCUUGUAACAAUUUCAGUCGUAUCUCUGUGUUGGUAUAUUACUGUUGAUUCUAUUUGUGGGAUUUCUCACAGACCUAAUUCUUCAGAGGACUGAUGAAGCAAGGUAAUAAGAUGUGGUGAAGAUCACUCGAAUGCUUUUACUGCUGCGAAAGAAAUUAUGCGACAUGAUUCAUUGUAUUGUUAACAACACGUAACUUAAUAAUGCAGCUUUUGUGAGCACUUGGUCUUUUUGUUCUAAUGAUUAUUGGAAUUUUGCUCAGUAUUUUAAAAUGGAAUUGGUUGUAAAAUCAGUUUAACUGAUUGUAACAUUAAGGUAAAUAUGUUGAAUUUAUAUGAUGGUAUUGUCUAUCAUAAAUAAAGACUAUUUCUAUACCUUAA